AAAUGGGCUUGCAGUGUAUACAAAACUAUGUUCAAUGUUUGUCAAUGAAAAAAAUAAACAAAUAUUAAAUAUAAAAAGAGAUAAAAUAAUGAACACUGGUAAUAAAUUCAUUUAAAUAUUCAGGUAUGAGUGAAUCUAAACAAUUCGAGAACCAUCCAGUAAAUGAUGAGCUCAGUUCAGAAGAGGAAUGGUCAGAAUCCAGUUCUUAUUACUCUGAUUCUGAUAGUUCAAUUCCUGACUGGGAUUCCUCAGUUGAUGAAAGGACUGGAGAAGUAUUGUAUAUAGAAUGUCAUCCCUUUGUUACACAAAAUAUAAAAGAAGAUUCCUCUACUCAAACAAAUACAUUCGUAAGGAACAAAUCCAGACGUAGCACAAGAGGAAAAUUUUUAAAAUUAUUAAGAAGACGUGAAAGUAAAAGAUAUAGUAAACGAAAUGCCAAAGUGCAGGAACCAGAAUCUCAUACGUCUAAUAAAGUUAAAUUUCAAGACUUUCAAGAAGGCGAAGAAAGAGAAGUGUUACUUACUGUACGAAACGAACCCUCGCACAAAAACAACAUAUCAACAGAAGCUCUCUUUGGAAUAAAUGUCAGUACUCUAUCAGACGGCUUGAGAUUGAUGGUUGCUGGAUUUUCAAACGAUAGCAGUGCGAAAUAUGAUAAAAACAUAAAAAUAGGAGAUUGGUUGAAAAGUGUGAAUGGUAUUGAAGUGGACUGUCAUAAUAUUGUUCCUGUGUUGCAACAGAUAUCAGGUUAUAAGGAAGUUUUGAUGAAGUUACAGAGGGUAGCUGGUGUUGAAAUAACUAAAGAUCCCCCAAUUAACGUUUUGAACAAUCAGUCUCAUUUUGUUAGACAACUUGUAUCUUUCAGCCAAGAUGAUAAUGAUAGGAUUCAAGAACAGAUGUGUGGAUUUCCAGUUGGAUUUCUCUAUUUAGACACAGACAAUAUGGAUGAAUCAGCGUCGGAGUACCAAAAUGUUAUAUAUUGUUAUCCCAGACCUUUGCAAAAGAACAUUUUAUGCAGUUCAAAGGGUAUAUUCAUAACGUUGAAUCACUUACUUAAAGACAUCACAAAAAAUCACACUAAAAUCACUUCAUUCACAUACAACAAGACUUUAUGUCAUACCAGUUAUUUCCAGUCUGAUAAACGUCUCUUGUUAUUGACUCUACCUGAUAAUUGCGCUAAGAUGAGUGAGAUCGAGUUGAUGACAUCAGAAAUUGUCAGGAUGUUGAUAUUCACUUACAACACUCUAGAGGAUUGCUUUCAAAGUGAGAAUCUCCAUCAUGUCGAUCAUAUUCUCUCUAUGUUUUUCGUUAGGAUGUUAAACUGUGGGGUUUGGCCUGGAGAACUGAAAGUGCCGGAUAGUUAUCAGAGUAUUCCACCGAGCGAUUAUGUGUUUGAAGAUCUUCUUCCUGCUGUCCAUAGUGUGGAUUUGCCGAAUGAGGCGAUUGUUCAAGUGGAGGAUGCUUUGACCGAAUUGGAGGCUUGCGAUUACAGAGAAUGGAACGAAGAACCAUUGGAUUGCCAACGGAUAUUCACAGUACUUGGUAGUGCAUGGUACCACGCCGGAUAUCUCAUUACCUCUCAUUUCAUACAUGAAGACCUCGUAGACAUCCACUCCUUCUGCAAACAUCAGGGAAUACUACACUUGUCCAAAACCGAACCAGUCAAGACCCUCAUAUUAUGGAGGGAGGUAUUUCCCAGUUCUUGUAGAAAUCUGACCGAUCCCAUAUUCAAUAUACCCGAAGCCAGGAGGUAUCUACUGGUUGUUGGCACUAAAAAUGAUUUGUUGGCUGUAAUAAUGGAAGCCGGAGGAUGCACUGAAGCACCAGAAGAAAAUGCUGCCCCUGAACCAUUCUACGUAGAAGAAGUUCAGGCUACUCUAUCCCAUAUCCAAGAACUAGGCAUACCAGAAUUGGCAGAUCGAUUCUUGAACAUGAAUCCAGGCACGCAAGUCACCCUACCAAUGGCUCCAACGACCAAUAAAAAGAUACUCGAUGUUCUUAACUUUGUCAAGCCACAACCGGGGCACUUCAGGGAUUCCUAUUUGACCACUAGAAAGCAAGAGGUGACCUCCAUCCUGAAAAAGAGGGGCAAUGAUCAAUCUCAAAUAUACACCAGUUCUUAUUCCUUAACCGAAGAUACCUACGAUGUAUGUUCAGAAGACAGUGGUAGUCAAGGUUGCGGAAGUGAGUUCAGCGACGAUCCCGUAGUAGGUCAAAAGGCACAAAGAAGAAACAGAUACGAUUCUAACAGUGAAGAAUCGGAUAGCGAGGAAACCGCUGAUGGCAGUCAAAUGAGCAGUAAUAGUUUUGAUGUAGCAGAAUUGAAACAGAUGCUGUUAACAGAAACCGAAGGCAUCCAACCCAUACAGAUAACAGCUGGCCCUUCAAAUGUACUCUACCACUUUGUGCAGUUCGACAAACUGGAGGGCAUCCUUUUGAGCCCCCCUGAAUGCAGAAUUGAAUCUACCACCCGUAAAACGGUCCUCUCCAACUUCAGAAAGUGUUGCCAGCAUCUGCAUAGCCUCUUCCAGAAUACCAUCAGAUUUAAGAACAUGGGUAAUCAAGAAAUGACCAAAACGGCAAUCAACAAAAGUUUGAUUGCAAUAAAAGAACAGGGGACGAUGUUUGAAUGUCCAUCUUUAGAUGAGAGAGAUCCGAAAAAGAAUAGAAUUUGUUAUUGGGUCGUAGGGAGACUCUUCUUCACACCUCACAUACGGGAAAUGUAUGUUUGUUACAAUGAUUCAAUUCCUCAGAACAUGAUUGAAUUAGCCUUCAAACUGAAUUUGGGGUUUGGUGAAUAAAAUUUUGAAAAAUAUGUCAUAUUUAGGAUUUAAUUUUUUGGUACUAAUAAAUUUUCAACCUAUUA
Messenger RNA from Harmonia axyridis, 2866 nucleotides. Its product is annotated as protein inturned. The record is from RefSeq and is a predicted model, not a curated record. The transcript has 9 exons. Gene Ontology annotation, cellular component: cytoplasm; cilium. The coding region runs from base 126 to 2801 and encodes 891 amino acids. Gene Ontology annotation, molecular function: protein binding. NCBI's taxonomy places the organism in Eukaryota, Metazoa, Arthropoda, Insecta, Coleoptera, Coccinellidae. Gene Ontology annotation, biological process: vesicle-mediated transport; nervous system development; cilium assembly.